Molecule: messenger RNA, 2239 nt
Organism: Fundulus heteroclitus (mummichog)
Lineage: Eukaryota; Metazoa; Chordata; Actinopteri; Cyprinodontiformes; Fundulidae
Product: zinc finger MYM-type protein 1-like
Exons: 2
Coding region: 710-2239 (509 amino acids)
Source: RefSeq, a predicted model, not a curated record
AAAGGCGCCAUUUCUACCAAAGGUCUGGACAGACUGGCGACCUGUCUAGGGUGUACCCCGCACCAGCACCUCCCGACCCCACUAAGGGACAAGGGUGUACAGAAAAUGGAAGGAUAGAUGGAUUUCUACCAAAGGUUUAGAAUGCGUUUUUGAACCAGAUGCUUCAAAGCGCCCUGUCCAUAGUUCUUCAACACACUGUCAGCUCCCUGUCAGAAAGACUUUAGUUCAGAGUCCAUGAGAUAAUACUCUGAAAGGAUUUAAUCGAUUGAUUUUAUUUGCCUCUGCGAUUAACUCUGCGCGUAAAGUCUGUAAUGUGACAAAUAAAAUGUUUUGUUUGAUUUAAAAUUGGCCAUAUUAGGCUCAAGAGCUGUACCUCAUUUCUGAAACCAUCUCAUAUGUUUAGGAGCAACAAUGCAGGGACAGCACAAAGGAGACAGGAAAAGGAGAGUAUAGUGCAACCGGGCUAGAGGCAGGAAGUCAGAGUGAGGGAGAGACAGGAGUGGAGCAACAGGGAGUUCAGACUAGGGACACACAGCUGAGAGACUCUGAAGUCAGUGGACAGAGAACAGAGCCAAAUCAGCCACAUCCAAAAUUCAUAGACCCUCAAGCUCUAGCCAACAGAACUUUACAUUUCCAAGGAAAGUGGUACAAGGAAUUUCCCUGGCUACAUUAUGAUGCAGUGAAAAAGGGCAUUUUGUGUUUUUAUUGCAUGGCAAUUUACCAGGACAAACUCACACCAUUUGGUGCAAAAUCCGAACCCGCCUUUAUCACUUCUGGAUUUAAAAAUUGGAAAAAAGCAUUAGAAAAAUUUAAAGCACAUGAAAAUAGUCACACACAUCAUCAUGCUGUUUCUGUGACUGCACAAGAAAGUCAUCCUAUAAAUGCCCAAUUAUCCAGUGCUUUGGCAACUCAGCAAGGUGACAAUAGGCACUGUCUGGAGAAAAUUGUGAGCUCCAUAAAAUAUUUGGCACGGCAGGGACAAGCUUUGAGAGGGCAUGACGAUGAUGACAGCAAUUUGUAUCAACUGUUGAAAAAUCUGGCAGAAGAUGAUGCCCUUUUGGCUAAGUGGUUGCUGAGGUCUCAGAAAGAAUACCUAAGUCCACAGAUACAGAAUGAAAUCUUGUGUUCUAUGAGCAAUAGUAUUGUCAGUGAAAUAGCAGAUACAAUCAGAAACCUACCAAUUUUUGAGUUUGCAAUUAUUAUGGAUGGAACACAGGACAUUUCUGGGAAAGAACAAGAAAGCAUUUGUCUGCGAUACAUUGACAGUGACAUGAAGCCCCAUGAAGAGUUUAUUGGCUUGUACUCAGUUUCUGAAACAACAGGAAAAAGCCUUGCUGCUGUUGUUAAAGAUGUGCUGCUCAGAUUAAACUUACCAAUGCAUGGUUUACGAGGUCAAACUUAUGAUGGAGCAGCCAAUAUGUCUGGGAAGCAUGCAGGUGUACAGGCACUGAUAAAGCAAGAGCAGCCACUAGCACUUUUUGUUCAUUGUGGAGCACACUGCACUAAUUUAAUUGCACAGAAAGCUUGCUUAGCCUCAGUUCUGAUCAGAGACGCAUUGGAUUGGGUGAACCAGCUUGGAGUUCUUUUCUCUCAGUCAGGGAAGUUUAAGGCAAUCCAUGCAGCAACAGCACAUACAGAGAAUCCAUCGUGCACUGCAAUAAAACCCCUCUGCCCCACAAGAUGGGCAGUACGGAGCAAAGCAAUCAGAGAUGUUUUGUCACAGUAUGGGUCAGUGCUGGCUAGCUUGCAGGAGAUGGCUUCUGGUGCCUCAAACACAGCAUCCACUGCUAAUGGACUGCUGGGGCAGUUUAGGAAAGGUAAAACAGUUUUGGGUCUCAUCCUUGCCUCACCUGUGAUUGAUAAGCUUGAAUGCCUGAGCAUCUCUUUCCAGAAGAGAACUCAAACCAUUGCUGGAAUGAGGACUGCUGUGAAAGUUGUUCAGACUUCACUUAAGGCUAAAAGAAAUCAAGAAAGUUUCAACACUCUUUUUGAAAAGGCGAUGGCUGAGGUUCAGUCUUUGGGUGUUAAACCCAUCACAGUUACACAGAGAAGGCCACCCCCAAAACGCUUCACUGAAGGAGCUAAGACACAUCAACCUGAAUGUGCCAAGGACCACUACAGAGGUGAAUUCUUUAAAGUAUUGGAUGUUGUAGAUGCACAGCUCACUGGGCUAUUUAACCAGGAUGACUUGCUGACUUUGCUAAAAGUUGGAAGAGACACUUCUCAGUGGAACGAUUGA